AUGAAGAAACUGGGUUUAGACCCAAUUCUUCGGUUGGAAGAUGGGCGUGGAACAGAAUUGGUGAUGCAGAAUCUGGCUUUGUACGAAAUCUCCACCAAAGAAAAUGGCGCGGGGCAACAUAGCCCCCGUGACGUCGAUCCCCCAGGUGGCACAGUGCCCCCACUCACCCUAUACCUGUACCAGAGACGUGCGGAGUCAAUUCUAGGCGCGGACUACCAAGAAUAUCCUCUUCAGGGCUUUCUCAAGUGCGUGAGGAUAGGACGAGAGGCAACUUACAACCUAGAGUUCAGGCUGCUAGAUCUUCCAGAUUCGUUCAGACCAUCAAUCGGUCUCCACAUAUCAAAUUCCACAUCUAGCGGUUGGAGGGUCAGCUCAUUCACGGAUUUGCGCACAUCCAAAGAGGUCACCGCCAGCGUUAAGCGUUUCUCAGCCACAAACGCGCGCCACACCACCUUUUUGGACAAAUUCAUUUAA
Molecule: messenger RNA, 474 nt
Organism: Pseudogymnoascus destructans
Lineage: Eukaryota; Fungi; Ascomycota; Leotiomycetes; Thelebolales; Thelebolaceae
Exons: 2
Coding region: 1-474 (157 amino acids)
Source: RefSeq, a predicted model, not a curated record